Peromyscus californicus insignis is the source of this 10748-nucleotide messenger RNA. RefSeq names its product KIAA1549 ortholog. NCBI's taxonomy places the organism in Eukaryota, Metazoa, Chordata, Mammalia, Rodentia, Cricetidae. The record is from RefSeq and is a predicted model, not a curated record.
CCGCAGCGGCCGCCCGCGUCCCGGGCCCGAGUGCGCCCACGCCGCGAGGCCGGUGUGCCGGGGAGCCGACGCGUGGCCAUGGAGUGGGAGCCCCGCGCCAAGGUUGCACUGGUGCCGGGGCGGAGCGGCCGCGGGCCUUCCUCCCGCCACCGCCGCCCGGGGCUGCUGCUCCCCGGCCUCUGGCUGCUGCUGCUCGCCCGGCCGGCCUCGUGCGCCCCAGAUGAGCUCUCCCUGGAACAGCACAACCCUUCUUUACGUCCCGAGGAGUUCCUGCCGGAGAUGAGCAUCAUGCCCAGCGCUCAUGUGGCCUUAUCAGAGACUGCCCCAGGGUCCCAGCCAGGCUUCUCUGUCCUGGUCCUCUCCUCUCCAUCUGCCACUACUUUUGAUACAGCCUUUUUAAACCACAGACAACAGACUCAAAGUACAGCAGAGCACAGCAUCUUUGCGGCACAGUAUGGAUCCGUGACGAGUAACGAGGUGGCCAUUGAUGAUGAUGAGAUGGAUAACUUUUUGCCAGAUGCUCACUGGACCUCUUCAGGGGUGGCUUCCCCAAUGCAGUCUGUCUCACCGAGCCCACUAGAGCCACCCCAGGAAAUGCCGGAGCCUGGGAUGACUCCAUUGCUACCCACGAUUUCUCUGCAGGAUGAAGUGCUGUCUGGAUGUCAGAGCACAGCGCAACAGGCAGCCGUCCACGUGGAGUCCUCCGGUGAUUUCAGCACUUCUUGGUCAGCUUUUCUCACAUCCGAGGGCAUCAUUCCAACUCCUAGUAGGAGUUUGGUGCUUCAUCCUACGGAAAUUCACAGCCAGUUAUCAAGCAAGGCUUUGCCAGAGAUGGUAGCUUCCAUAACAGAGGGCGCAGAAAACCUCCUUUUCAGCUCCUGGAUCUCUGUGCCUCAGCCGGUAGGCGAUGGCAUGACUCAGCAGCCAUCUGUUCCCCUGUGGGAGGUCUCACAGCCUCUAAUGGGUGUCCUGGCCACAAGCACAGACAGAAAUCCUAAUGGGACCACUGCUUGGAGUGAACGCCGGGAAGAAGCCAUCUCUCUCAGAGCACUCCCCACUGUGACCACGUCCCCUACAGAUCCCGUUUUUACCAGCCCGCUUUCAUCUGUGUCUUUUGCUACCCAACCAGCUGGCAUUUCAGACAACCCCUUCCUCUCUAGCGAGGCCAGCGAAACGUUAGCAUCACCGCACAGCUCCACAGCCCCCAGUUUUGCUGACCAUCCUCAUGCCCUGAACCCUGAGGCUUCCCUGAGACCACACACAUGGUGUGUGUCCUGUGUUUUCUCAUCACCUCAGCAAGUUUUGUCCAGGAGCCUCACAGAGAAGGAGGUGGGAUCAGGGGACGGGCGUGAAGCUCUGUCUACCGCCUCAGUAGAAGCAGGCCAUCUCUUGCCAUCAAGCAGCGUGGGCACAGACCUCUCUGAACUUGAAGAUCUUCAAGAAUUUAACACCCUUUUCCCUUCCAGACCUGUCGUCUCCCUUUCUUCCAGAUCUGUGGGGUUGUGGGAGGUCGGCCUGGACAUGUCACCUGAGGUGGAUAUGAGCGGCAUUACCACCACGCAGGUGUACCCUUCCCAUGGCCACCUCUCCACACCAAGUUCACUUGAUUCCACCUCUGGCUUCUCCGUCACCAGAGAUCUAGUGAUGCCAUCCAGUGUGACCUAUUUGUUGUCCUCAGUCAUCCCUAGCGUCCAUUUUGAGUCAUCUCUCUCUUUGACAGCAAAUCAAACCACGCCAUCCCUUCCGGGUGGAAACCCAAGCCUUCUCACCUCUCACCGUCUGGCCUCCUCGGUAGAGUCUACAGUUUUUGCGGACCUAGAACCUUCCAGCGUUUUGCAACUGGAGUCUGGGAGUCUUUUGGAUUCCACAUCCAGCUCUUACUCCACUCCGCUCCUGGACUUCAGCACUCCGGCCCCUUCACGGUCAGAUCUUCUUGCUUACCCCUCUUUGACGUCAACCGACCCAUCAUCAGCUUUCCUGUCUCAGCCUCCUCUCACCGUGGCUGAGACAUUCUCAUUGUCCGGCUCUAUCAAUUUGCAAUCACCUCAGCUUUUUGUUCUUAAGCCCACAAGUCUAGAGCCAUCUCAGCCUUGGUCAAGCUCAGACCUUCUUAUGAAGACAGUCACUCUUCUUCCCAGUCACUCCGAAAUGCCCCCACUUUCAAGCUCCCCCUCUGAUUCUCUCAAGUUCGCCGAAGCGUGGAGAGUUUCACUGAUAGAGUCUGGUGUUCAUCUUACCUCAGUUUUCUCGGAAGCUACCUCUGUCUUUGAAUUGUCACUCAUUCCCCAUGGGUCCUCAGGCAGCACACUGGUGCCCUCCAGCUCCGAGACCACCCUUGGCAUCUCAACUGCUGGGACUCACUUCUCAUCACUGCCAGCUGUUUUCCAUUUGACACCCAUUUUAACCGGGUCAUCUCCAUUCUUGACUCUGACACCUUCCGAUGGCAGUGUGAGUGUGACAGACCAUUCCACACCUGUCUCACCCAUAUCCUCCAGUGUCAUUCCGACCAGCACAGAGUCGAUCUCUGACUUAUACCUGUCAACCUCCCCAUCACUUGCUUCCGAAGUAAGCCCUUCACCUAUGCCCACAAAGCCAGUCAUGGGCUCAUCAUUGACACCCACAGAUUCACCACCCACUACCUCCCCAGAACCAAGUCCAUUCCCGGAACCAAGCAUGCCCAAUACCAGCACUGCCCCUGGUGAUACUGUGGACUCUGCUCUGAACAGCGAGCCUAUGAGUCAGAACCCUCAGGGGAACAGUGUACCCCCUCCCCAGCCCUCCCUCGGUCCUGUGACCACCUCCACGCUCGAAGCCACAGUUGGUACACCAGCACUGGCCACAGCCAAGCCGCCAUAUGUGUGUGAUAUUACAGUUCCCGAUGCCUAUUUGAUCACAACUGUGCUGGCCAGGCGAGCUGUGCAGGAGUACAUCAUUACGUCAAUCAAAGAAGUGUUGAGGAUUCACUUCAACCGUGCGGUGGAGCUGAAGGUUUAUGAACUGUUCACAGACUUCACUUUUCUGGUAACAUCCGGUCCUUUUAUUUACACGGCAAUAUCCGUCAUCAAUGUCCUCAUCAAUAGUAAACUUGUACGUGACCAGACUCCUUUAAUCUUAUCUGUGAAACCAUCUUUCCUCGUGCCAGAGCCCAGGUUUCAAGUUCAAACAGUACUUCAGUUCGUGCCUCCAAGUGUGGAUACUGGCUUCUGCAACUUCACCCAGAGCGUUGAGAAAGGCCUGAUGACGGCUCUCUUUGAAGUGAGGAAACACCAGGGGCCAUAUAACCUCACAGUGCAGAUUGUGAAUGUCACCGUUGGCUCCUCGCGGGUGGCUCCUCGGAGGGGCCCGGUGAAUAUCAUCUUUGCUGUUAAAGGCAUGCAAGGCUUCCUGAACGGGUCGGAGGUGAGCGAUCUGCUCAGGAACCUGACGGUGGUGGAGUUCAGCUUUUACCUGGGGUACCCGGUGCUGCAGAUCGCAGAACCCUUCCAGUACCCACAGCUCAACCUGUCUCGGUUACUGAAGUCCUCUUGGGUCAGAACAGUCCUCCUGGGAGUUGUGGAGAAGCAGCUCCAUAAUGAAGUGUUUCCGGCGGAGAUGGAGCGCAAACUGGCCCAGCUGCUCAGUGAGGUGCCUACCAGGAGAAGAAUGUGGCGGAGGGCCACUGUGGCCGCUGGGAACAGUGUGGUGCAGGUAGUGAACGUGUCCAGGCUGGAGGGAGACGACAAUCCCGUGCAGCUCAUCUACUUUGUGGAGAAUCAAGAUGGAGAGAGACUCAGUGCAGCUGAGUCUUCAGAUCUGAUCAACAAGGUAGACCUUCAGAGAGCGGCCAUCAUCUUAGGCUACCGGAUUCAAGGCGCCAUUGCCCAGCCUGUGGACAGAAUGAAGAGGCCGUCCCCCGAGUCACAGAGCAGCAACCUGUGGGUCGUGGUUGGCGUGGUCAUCCCGGUGCUGGUGGUCACUGUGAUUGUCGUCAUCCUCUAUUGGAAGCUGUGCCGCACAGACAAGCUGGAUUUUCAGCCUGACACGGUGGCCAACAUACAGCAGCGGCAGAAGCUGCAGAUCCCCAGCGUGAAAGGCUUCGAUUUUGCUAAGCAGCACCUGGGUCAGCACAAUAAAGACGACAUACUGAUUAUCCAUGAGCCCGCACCACUGCCAGGACCUGUGAAGGACCACACCACACCCUCCGAGAAUGGAGAUGUGCCCAGCCCAAAGUCCAAGAUCCCUUCCAAGAACAUCCGCCACAGGGGGAGAGUUUCUCCCUCAGAUGCAGACUCUACUGUCAGCGAGGAGUCCAGCGAGAGGGACGCAGGAGAGAAGACGCCGGCCGCUGCGCAGGAGAGCAAGGCCCACAGAGCUCCGCAGAGUGGUGCCCCCCUGCCCACUUCAGGCAAUGAGCAGCAUUCCUCAGCCUCUAUCUUCGAGCAUGUUGACCGAAUUUCCCGAACCUCAGAGGCCAGCCGGAGGGUCCCCAGUAAGAUCCAGCUCAUCGCCAUGCAGCCCAUCCCAGCACCCCCCGUGCAGCACCCUGUCCUGGCCGACCGAGUAGCAGAAACCAACAAAAUCAACAAGGAGAUCCAGUCCGCACUGCGCCACAAGUCAGAGAUCGAGCACCACCGCAACAAGAUCCGCCUGCGUGCCAAACGCCGAGGCCACUACGAGUUCCCAGUGGUGGAUGACCUGUCUUCCGGGGACACCAAGGAGCGACACCGAGUGUACCGCAGGGCACAGAUGCAGAUCGACAAGAUCCUGGACCCCGCAGCCAGUGUGCCCUCUGUGUUCAUAGAGCCCAGGAAGAGCUCACGGAUAAAACGUUCUCCUAAGCCACGCCGGAAACACCAGGUCAAUGGCUGUCCCGCUGAUGCCGAGAAGGACAGACUCAUCACCACAGACAGUGAUGGCACAUACAAGCGGCCUCCGGGUGUGCACAACUCCGCCUAUAUUGGAUGCCCAUCUGAUCCUGACCUUCCGGCUGAGGUGCAGACGCCAUCCUCUGCAGAGCUGAGCAGGUAUCCGGGCUUGCCCUUCUCGGCCUCUCAGUACAUCCCCCCGCAGCCGUCCAUCGAGGAGGCACGCCAGACCAUGCACUCCCUCCUGGAUGACGCCUUCGCCCUCGUGGCCCCCAGUAGCCAGCCUCCCAGUGCCCCGGGAGCAGGUCCUGGGGUGCCGGCCAGCCUGCCUGUGAAUAGUACCCCUUCCAGGGAAGAAAGGCGAGCCACGCAGUGGGGGUCUUUCUACAGUCCAGCCCAGACGGCCAACAACCCCUGCAGCAGAUUCGAAGACUAUGGGAUGACGCCCCCAUCAGGCCCGUUACCAAGACCUAGCUUCGGCCCAGGGUUGCUGCCAUCUUCAGAGUUGGUCCCCCCUGAACCCCCACAGCCCCAGUCAUCAGCUGAAGCUCCAUUUGCUGCCCGAGGGCUCUACCCUGAGGAGAUGCCGUCGGUCGCCCGUCCUCGGCCUGUUGGGGGCACCACAGGCUCCCAGAUCCAGCACCUGACACAGGUGGGAAUCGCAAGCCGAAUUGGGGCCCAGCCGGUGGAAAUUCCUCCCAGCAGAGGCGGCCAGUACGGGGGACCAGGCUGGCCUGUGUACGGGGAGGAGGAGGCAGGGCGAAGAGAAGCCGUGCCAAGGACUUCGGGCAGGGAGCCCUCAGCUCCUCCCGGGAACCUCACCCACCGAGGGCUGCAGGGCCCUGGGCUGGGUUACCCCACCAGCUCCACAGAGGACCUCCAACCCGGCCACUCCUCCGCCUCCCUCAUCAAGGCGAUCCGAGAGGAGCUCCUGCGGCUCUCCCAGAAACAGGGCUCAGUACAGAACUUCCACAGCUGAUCAGCCCCCCCACCUUGCAGGUUUGCCAAGUAUCUGCUUCCUGUGGAAGCAAGACCAAAAGGAAAUCAACUGAGUGGGUGUUUGUAAGAGUCGGAAGCAGCAUCUCCGGGCAAGCUGCCCGAGGAAGGGAACAAGUUGCAAUUUUAGAAGAUGCCAUAAAGUCGCACGGACAACUCAUGGUUCAUCCGCUAGGUUGGCAAUUUGGUGGCCACUUGGGUUCAGUCAAAAUGUGUGUACUUUGGGCCAAAAGCCAGCACUUCACACACACACACACACACACACACACACACACACACACACACACACACACGAGAAAAACCAAAACACAGACCUAAGCUAACAAAAAUGCUAAGUUAGUCUCCUCUUUCAGAGGCAAAAGAUUAAAACCUACAGGUGGUUAGGGAUGGAGGAGGCAGCGUUUCCAUGGGAGUCUGACCGGCGCGUACAACACACCCGCUGCUCUGUUUCCUAAGAAGAGAGAUUUCAAGACAUUUUAGAACCAGCUUGGUCCCUCUUUUCCUCCAUAGGAACUUAUUUUAAUAGUAAUAUUAACAACAAGACAUGCUGAGACUGUUUGGUAAUCUAAAAAAAGCUCCCCGUGAGAAACGUAAUGGUAGGUUGUGGAGCCUGGUGAUUCCAAACAAAGCCAUUGCCUGCGUUCCUUCUCCUUCUUCUGGUGCUAAGCUCCGAGGGCCCUUCACCUUUCUGUCUGUCAAACACAACUGUGGCUUUUGCAGGAGAAGAGUAUGUUGGCGGUUUCAUUAUGUUCUGGGGGUGGGGGAAGAAAAGGAAAAAAGAACUCCUGCAUUGGGGAGGGGGAAGCUUAAUAUUUAUUUGGUUAUUCAAAAUACAUACCAGAGUUUAGAUUUCCAGUCUUAGUUGUAUUUGCUGUUUGCUCAUUGGGCACACCCAGCUCUUGGUGACAUGAGGCAGCGCAUCUCAAUGAGGUCCAGCCUGCAGAACGAGGCUGUUGGGGUGUCCUAACUGCCAGGUCCUUGUACUUGGCUCACAAUUUGCUCAGAUUAUGUUUGAAUGAGAAGUCUUACAGAAGCAGACAUUAUUUUCAAUGAUUCUUAGGACCACCCGGUUGCCAUGAGUCUGCCCAUAGUAGUCAAGUUCCCUGAGCUCCAGCCUGGAAGUGGAACUGUGUUCCUGUCAGCCUCUGUAAUGACUGAAGAAAUACAGGGUUUUGAGACCAUGAAGGAAAUGAAGUUUCCCCCAUUUCUGAUUUUGCUAUUAUUGCCUUGUCUGAAAACUCUUACUCACUUUGGGCCAGAGAGAGGUCAUCUCACAGUAUAAUUCUGAAGUCACAUUUCUCAGCUUCUGACAUUAUAGUCAAUGACAUUCUGUAUUCUGGUGCCUGAAUGAGACUGUGGGACAUUGCAGACUAACAGGGGAGUCCCACCAGGAGCCUCUUCAUCAGAUGAAUGAGUACUUUUUAUUGAACAACAGAUAAUGGGGUAGAGUUUGGGGAGCUCAGCCUAAUCAAAACCUGUGUGUCUAGGCAAGUUUUAAGAACAUGGUAACACCCGGGCAGUGGUGGCACACGCCUUUAAUCCCAGCACUCAGUAGGCAGAGGCAGGCGGAUCUCUGUGAGUUCGAGGCCAGCCUGGUCUACAGAGUGAGUUCCAGGACAGGCUCCAAAGCUACACAGAGAAACCCUGUCUCGAAAAACAAAAAAACAAAAAAAAGGAAGUAUGAUAAAGGGAUUCUACCUGUAUUUUUAUUCCUAGAACAGAUACACCUUUAAACAGGUGUUACAGCCAAAGGUGGGGUGUAGUUUGGCACGCAGACCCUUUGGGAGCUCCAGCGCGCUUGGUUGUUGGUUAUUUAAAGCACACUCAGUUUGCACUCCUUUUCCCUAAACACAGCAGCUUUAUCCCACUUAAACUGCUGUGGGAUAUGCCACGCCCAGCAGGCGUCCAGCCAAUCAGCCAGUGUGCUCCCCCGAAAAAGGCUGUCCUGUUCAACGUGUGUAACUUUGGUGUCCCACAUAUUAAAGCACCCCAAAAUAAAAGUUAAGUUUUUAAUGUCUGUCCUUUUCUCCUAAUUAUACAAGUUCUGUUGAGAAACACAAACUGCAAGUUCGAGUCUGCGUUUUAGGACAGCGUGCUUGGAGAAGUGCUUUUUUUGUUGUCUCCUUUGUUGCUCAUUCCUUGUGUCUGGUUCCUUUGGAAUGUCAUUCUUGUUAUCAGCAAGACCAUGUCCCCCUCCCCAUACACACACGCACACGCACACACGCACACACCCAUGCACACACCCACACACCUCAUAGGCUCUCUGCUUCUAAGGAUCAGGUGAUCUUGCUUGCAGACAUCCCUUGAGGAUGGAGCCUCAGUCACUGUGAAUGUGUAAGAUGUUGUCUGUGUCAAUGUUCUGGCACAGAUGAUGUGAUAUGCUGUGAUCUGCCAGCGUCUGGGUACACAUCAUGUAGGCAGUCAGACCAAAGCUGAAAGCCCAGUGUGACCCCUCUUCCUGCUGGUCUGCUUCGAACGUAACACUUCGUUAGCUUCAAAGGUCUCCUUUUUUUUUUUUUUUUUGCUCCUAACUUUCUGCAGUUUCUGACACUAGAUAGGUCAGCAGACAUGAGCCCUGUCUUCCAAGAGAUCUUAGAAUCUCAGCUGGAUAGUACAGACAGGUAUAAAAGAUGGACACUAGAUAAGCAGCAUGGCUUAGAUAUCCAUAAGAUGCAAAGGGCACAGUUGUGCUGGAUAUUCGGAAGUCAUAGAAGUUGCAUGUUUGGCAUUGAUGAGAUCUUAGUGGAGAAGCCAGCUGCAGAACCACUUUGAUGUGACUCCGGCCGGUGAUGGUACGGCAGGGGAUCAGGGUUUAGGAGUGGGGUACUCUGUCACUGAAAGUGAACUUGAUCUGGAGCUGUGGUAGUGUGAGCACUCAAUCCUUAACUGCACUGUUCAGGAAGUUUCCGAAGAGGAGGAAAUAGUGUUGGGGGGAAACCUGUCCAGAAACACAGCAAGCAAGCGAGCAGGCUAGUGAGGACCUGCCUAGGAAGAGCCCCAGUGUCGCAGAAGGGAGGCCAGAGUACCACGAACUGCUGAUGUCUGGUCUCAACUAAGUCAGUGGCGAGAGACUGGCCCCGCAGGCCUUAGCUUCUAGCAGAUCUUGAUGGUCCUCUGUGGUCUUUAGCAGGUUGUGGAGAAGUACAUCCAGCUUCUUUCACCUCCAUGUUUUCCUCCCAUUUUUGUUUCCUUUCAGAGUGUGUGCUGAUUUGAUGGCAUAGAUGACUUUUAAGCAGUAGGACUUUUGCCAAGCAGAAUUUUUGAAGGCAUGAGGCCUGUGACCCAAAGCACAGGUGCUGGUAAGCCUGGAAGGCCUCAGGCUGAAACCAGUAAUUCCUGCCUUCUUGUGUACAGUGUCCCCUGCAGUUCCAGGUCUCUGUGAGUGCGCCAGGAACCCAGCCAGUCCCCAGACACUAGUCUGUUUAGGCAGAAUUUCACGAGUUAAUCAUUCCUUAGGCCUCCCUUGGCCCCUCCAUCCUGGAUCCUUAGGAAUUAGACACUUGGAAGGGUGUCAGUCAAGGUUCUGGGCACAGGGCAGGGUGCUCCUCUAUUUAUCAAGCUCACUGCUAGUGGAGUUUUCGCCAUGUCAUUUCUACCUCCAAAGUGAAGGCUCCAGAGCUCACCAUCAGAGCCUGCUUGUCCACGUCUGGUCCAAGCAGGAGUACGAGGAAGUCCGCUUCUACGCCCGUGAGCACAAACACGUCUGUAUGGGACAGUCCAUUGAGCUCCACCAUUUAGACCAGCCCAUUACAGACAUUCCUGGAACAGGUGAGAGGGUUUCUAUGGGCCUCUGUUGUAACAUUCUCAUGAGAUAUAUAGGCUUACACUCGUCACCUAGUAAACAAGAGUGCACAUUUCAGGUGGUUUAUUUUGAGGGGGAGGGGUCUGGAGGGGGGUGGUGAUUGUGGGGAUUAAACUAGAAUUCUUUUGUCCAUGCUAAAAAAGACUUGAAAACUGAACCGUCGUGGUACAGUGUUAAUUCAUGCCUGUGUGUGUAACAGGACACCCGACAAUUAUCUUAAGAACACACAGCAGCAUUGAAGUGUAGAAAAGGAAUAGUAAAUGCCUUUGGGAACACGAAUCAGUUAGGAACCAGCCAGGACGCAAGAGGAACAGUGAAUGUCUACAUCCGAGAUGCUCCUCCCCGGUGUCCUACAGGGCAGGUCAAUCCAGGCUCCCUGCUUUGCCUCCUUCCUACGGGUUUCUCUGUUUCAGGGCCACUUCAGUGAUGUGUUUGGAGCAUUGCUGAUGUCUUUUCUCGUGCCCACCAGAUACCAAGGACUCAUGACUUGACUCCCAAAGACACAGUUUGGGAGACAUAUAGUGCUAAGUUAAAGCCAGACACCCUGCUCUGCCGCUGCAGUAGAGAAAGAAGCAGGAGGUGCCAGAGCAACCAAGGUGUCUGGUCCUUAAUUUAGUUGUUCUGAGCAUCAGGGAGUUGGUUCAGAAACGGUUAUAGAAAGGCUCCGGGUUUUGCUCUUCUCCGCAGAACUAGCAUCAGCAGGGAAUCUUGCUCUGCCCGGCCGCUGCGGGACCGACUUGUCUCCAGCUUGGUUGAGGUCCGUGUUCUGACUUUGCACCCUCAUGCUAGAUGAUGCGUGUUAAUAUACAAAACUGCAGAGCGGAUUGGGCCACCUGUGGCAUCAAGACUGCAACUUGACAAUCAUGGUGUGCUGAUCUCAAACGGGCACUUAAAUCUCAGUGUGGGUGUGUGAUUUAGCGAUUGAGCCCGCCCUUCUAUUUGUCAGUUACGUUUCUACCCUUCAAUUAGCUGCACUGUUUUCUAAUGUGCUGUAGAGUUUGGAGAUAAUUUAUGCAGUGUUUGGUUCCCAUGUUUACAAUUUUUACAGCUUUCCUAGCAUUUUAAAUGGAAAUGUCAAUAAAUGCUACGAAUUGGUGUCGAAGUGA